Purpureocillium lilacinum is the source of this 816-nucleotide messenger RNA. RefSeq lists its product as uncharacterized. The record is from RefSeq and is a predicted model, not a curated record. NCBI's taxonomy places the organism in Eukaryota, Fungi, Ascomycota, Sordariomycetes, Hypocreales, Ophiocordycipitaceae.
AUGCCCCGGGCGCGCAAGCCGGCAGCGCCGGAAAGGGGCCGCGCAGCGCGCAGAGACGGUGAGGCACCCGACGAUGCUGUCGUCGCAGCAGCAGACGCCGCCGCCCCUUCAGCGGAUGGAAGACUGGAGCCGACUCCCCGGAUGACGGGCCACCAGUGGUUCUACAUCUUCGUGCUCGACGGGCUCGGCGCCAUGGCCCUGUCUGGCGGCGUCAACUUUGGCAUCGCCUACGCCAUGUACACGACUCAGGACACAGAGGAGCGGCCGAUACGCCUCUUCGGCUUGCCCAACACGCUCGCCGGCGAUGCGGCCGUCACCAUCAUCGUGCAGUGCAUCAUCACCUGGUUCGUCGAGUGGGCGCUCGUCGCGCACGACUUGAAGCAUCGCUCCGUCCACCCCAUCGGCUGGGUUUCCAUCCCGUCAUCGUCGUCUCGGUGGCAGCGGCUGGUGCGGUGGUGGUUCUUCCUGCCCCUUACGGGCAGCGCCGGCGACGAGGUGAACGGGUCCGAUGCGUCAACGCCACGGCCGGACGAGGUGGUGGAGCGCGUGCGCGUCAACUCGCCUGUCGCCGUCUUCCAACAGGCGCUGCGGGGCUUCCUGCUCGCGGUGCCGAGCUUCCUCGUCCUGUGGCCCAUAUCGGUGGGCGCGCUGACGGCGGUAGGGCGCAAGGAGGGCGCGGACUGGGUGUACGCGGAUAGGUGGGCGCCCCAGGUGUUCAAGCUUGUGCUCGGCGGAGUGCUGGGGCUGUUGACGACGCCGUUGAUGGCCAUGUUCUGGCUGGUGCGAGCGGGAUGGGAGGCGGAAGGCGGGCGCUGA